AUGGUCACAGCAUCGGCUACGCCACAAGAGCCGGAACCAGCUCUGCGAGGGGGAAACAAUAGGGACUCCCCUCCGAAGGCCCGGAAGAGAACCCCGAAACUGGUCCGCCUCUCCUUUCCUCUGACGCCGCCGAGUCUCCCGAAAACCUGCAAGGCCUACUUGCAACCGAGCAGCUGCCGGUCCUCUCCUAGCCGGGUCUCCCGGACAGCACAGCCCUGCCGCCCCCAACAGGGCUGCCUCGCACUUCCAACCUCACUCCGGAGUCCCGGCCGCCGCCGCUCCGUCUCCGUCCCCGCUCCCGUCCAGCACACCGCUCGCCCAGAGCACUCCGCCGCUCCUCCUCCAGACCCCGCACACACCGCAUUCCUCGGUUCCACUCCUCUCCGCCGCCCCCGCUCCUCUCAGCCGCCACCCGCCCGUCCUCCCCGGGCCAGGCCUGGGCCUCGGGCUUCCGCCUCAAAGCGCGCCCCGACGCCCGCCCCAGGGGGCUCCCCGCGACCCCCAGGGCCCUGUCAACCCCGACCACACCGCCUCACCCCACGCCCCGCAGCUCGGGCCCGAGUCCUACCACCGAGGCCACUCCCGCUCCGCACCCUCGGUCCUUUAUUGUUGACUCGAAGCUCCCAAAAUGGCGGCGGCUCCUUCCUCCUCGGAAACCUCCGCCCGCCCCCACCCGGCCCCUCGCCGCUACGCCCGCCGCCCCGCCCCCGCCGCGCCGCUCGCCGCUCGCCGCCCGCGCCGUCGCCACCGCCACCGCCACCGCCACCCCGCUCUACCUCGGCCGCAGCCCGCUGUGCCGGCGCCCCCGAUGUCGCCGCCGGGCUGAGCUGA
This is a messenger RNA of Grammomys surdaster, 831 nucleotides long. Its product is annotated as formin-like protein 14. Bases 1 to 831 code for a protein of 276 amino acids. NCBI's taxonomy places the organism in Eukaryota, Metazoa, Chordata, Mammalia, Rodentia, Muridae. The transcript has 2 exons. The record is from RefSeq and is a predicted model, not a curated record.